This is a messenger RNA of Psammomys obesus (fat sand rat), 744 nucleotides long. RefSeq names its product fibroblast growth factor 23 (gene Fgf23). Gene Ontology annotation, molecular function: type 1 fibroblast growth factor receptor binding; growth factor activity. NCBI's taxonomy places the organism in Eukaryota, Metazoa, Chordata, Mammalia, Rodentia, Muridae. Gene Ontology annotation, biological process: positive regulation of protein phosphorylation; cell differentiation; regulation of cell migration. The record is from RefSeq and is a predicted model, not a curated record. Gene Ontology annotation, cellular component: cytoplasm. The transcript has 3 exons. The coding region runs from base 1 to 744 and encodes 247 amino acids.
AUGCUGGGAACCUGCCUCAGACUGCUGGCGGGUGCUCUGUGCAGUGUCUGCAGCCUGGGCACUGUUAGAGCCUACCCCGACUCCUCCCCACUGCUUAGCUCCAACUGGGGAAGCCUGACCCACCUGUACACGGCCACAGCCAGGAACAGCUACCACCUACAGAUCCAUAAGGAUGGCCACAUAGAUGGCACACCCCAUCAGACCAUCUACAGUGCCCUGAUGAUUAGGUCAGAGGAGGCUGGCUUUGUGGUCAUCACAGGGGCCAUGACUAGCAGGUUCCUGUGUAUGGAUCUCAGAGGCAACAUUUUUGGAUCGCGUCACUUCAGCCAGGAGAACUGCAGGUUCCGCCAGUGGACGCUGGAGAACGGCUACGACGUCUACCUGUCGCCCCAGCAUCACUACCUGGUGAGCCUGGGCCGUGCCAAGCGCAUCUUCCAGCCCGGCACCAACCCGCCUCCCUUCUCGCAGUUCCUGGCGCGCAGGAACGAGGUCCCGCUGCUGCGCUUCUACACCGCGCGGCCGCGGCGCCACACGCGCAGCGCCUGGGAUGUGCCCGAGAGCGACCCGCUGCGCUUGCUCAAGCCGCGCGCCACGCGCAAGCCCGUGUCCUGCUCGCGCGAGCUGCCGAGCGCCGAGGAUUACGACCUCGAGGCCAGCGACCCGCUGGGCAUCCUGCUCCGGAGGGACCGCGGAGUCCCUCCCAGAGGCGCGGGCCGGUGCCGUCCCUUUCCCAGGUUCGGCUAG